CGCCGUCGCCUCUCAGUCCCAGCCCGCCGCCCGUGCGCCCAGGGAGCCUCUCCUGAGAGCGGAACCUGCGCCCACUGUCUCCCUCCAGCCGCCGCCGUCCGGCCGAGCCCCAGCUCCGGAGCUGCCGCUGCCGCUGCCGGGACAUGGUCCUCUGCGUUCAGGGACCUUGCUCUUUGCUGGCUGUGGAGCGGAUCGGGCAGCGGCCCCUGUGGGCCCAGUCCCUGGAGCUGCCCGAACCAGCUAUGCAGCCUUUGCCUGCUGGGGCCUUUCUGGAGGAGAUGGCAGAGGAGACCCCGGCCCAGCCAGAGAGUGAGCCCAAGGUGCUGGACCCUGAGGAGGAUCUGCUAUGCAUAGCCAAGACCUUCUCUUACCUCCGGGAAUCAGGCUGGUAUUGGGGCUCCAUUACGGCCAGCGAGGCCCGGCAACACCUGCAGAAGAUGCCAGAGGGCACCUUCCUUGUACGCGACAGCACCCACCCCAGCUACCUGUUCACACUGUCGGUCAAAACCACCCGAGGUCCCACCAACGUGCGCAUCGAGUACGCCGACUCCAGUUUCCGCCUGGAUUCCAACUGCCUGUCCAGGCCACGCAUCCUAGCCUUCCCCGACGUGGUCAGCCUCGUGCAGCACUACGUCGCUUCCUGUGCCGCUGACACCCGAAGUGACAGCCCCGACCCUGCGCCUACCCCGGCCCUGCCUACCCCUAAGGAAGACGUGCCCGGUGACCCGGCGCUGCCCGCGCCCUCAGUCACGGCCGUGCACCUGAAGCUGGUGCAGCCCUUCGUGCGCAGAAGCAGCGCCCGCAGCCUGCAGCACCUGUGCCGCCUCGUCAUCAACCGCCUGGUGGCUGACGUGGACUGCCUGCCGCUGCCCCGGCGCAUGGCCGACUACCUCCGGCAGUACCCCUUCCAGCUCUGACCUGCCUGAGCCUCUGUCUGCCUAGCCUCACCCAGCUGUACCCUGGUGGGGACACCGGCCCCAGCUGGACUGGGGCUCCCGUCAUCCCUCCUCCAGUCAGCCCGGUGACUGCGUGCACCUGACAGCCAGACCGGGAAGAGUCAGCAGGAGCAAGGCUGGGGGGUGAGGGGUAGGGAAAAGUGUCACACAACUCGGAGGUCAACGCCCCCAGCUCCCAUGUGGCUCUGUGGUGGUGAGCCAUGGGUCAGAAGAGAGGGAGACAGGCAGGACCUUGUCUCACCCUGUGGGCUGGGCCCAGGCCCCCACUUGCCUGCUGUGGCCUCCUGAACUAUAUAGACUUUGCCACCCCUGGUUUCUCAGUCCACAGGGUGGGGCGGGCCCCCUCCUUCCCAGCCAGCCUGUCUCAGGGAGGAUGGCGGCCAGAGGAACUGAGGUUGGCAGUGACAGUCCCCCGCUGGGGGAACAAGCCAGGCUGGGGGACUGCAAAGUUAUACAGUAUUUAUUUAUUUAUUCUCCUUGGGUUGGUCUCGUGGUGAGCCAACCCCUCUCUGCCCUGAGCCCCAAGUGCCUGGAGACCCCAGCUCUGCCCCAGCUUCGCCGGCUCCUCCUUGUGGAGAGCCCCAUCCUGAGACCUGUUGCUGGACCUAAGGUGGUUCUGGAUAUCCUGGCGCUGACCCACCUACCUGUGAAUGUGUCCCCCUCCCCCUUCUGCCCCCAGCCCUGCUUUGGGAGGGUGGGUAAAUAAUGGACAAGAAAAUGAAGCCAAGGCAUCAAUGCCCAGCAGAGCCCGCCGCUCACCCCCUCGCAGGGCAGAGCCCUACCUGCGCAGAGCUGGUCUGGCUGGGCCACAGGCCUGUGGGAGCACGCGUGCUGCCCCAGGUCUGCUGAGCCUGCUUCCUGCCCAGGAAGGUGCCUGUACAUGAGAGGGAAAGGAAUACAUAUCUGAUAAGACUUUAUAAAAUAAUUAUUAUAACAAGCAAAACCCAGUUUGGUAGUCUUUUUUCUUCUACUGAUUUUUCUGUAUUGACAAUAAAAUUGUACUUUUCAUUUAA
Messenger RNA from Ailuropoda melanoleuca (giant panda), 1969 nucleotides. It is a transcript of the gene CISH, whose product is annotated as cytokine inducible SH2 containing protein. NCBI's taxonomy places the organism in Eukaryota, Metazoa, Chordata, Mammalia, Carnivora, Ursidae. The transcript is spliced from 3 exons. Gene Ontology annotation, molecular function: 1-phosphatidylinositol-3-kinase regulator activity. Bases 144 to 917 code for a protein of 257 amino acids. The record is from RefSeq and is a predicted model, not a curated record. Gene Ontology annotation, cellular component: phosphatidylinositol 3-kinase complex. Gene Ontology annotation, biological process: phosphatidylinositol phosphate biosynthetic process; intracellular signal transduction.